AUGGGUGGCAGCCGGGCGCCACCUGCGGGGCAUCACUCAGGCAGGACCCGGCCCAAGCUGGAGCGAUGCAGGCGCCACCGGAGGAGCGCUCAGAACCCGGAGGGACUAGGCGGGGCGCUGAAACCACCCGCAACGAACUUUGACGAAAGACUUUUGCAGCUGAAAUCCGCAAAUGCCUUUACAGUGUGCUCUGCAUUCCGUCGCCAAGUGCCGGUCCCAGAGGCGGUGGCUGAGGGCCCCACGUUCCUUCAUUGCAUCCUGGCUCUGCUUCAGCUGCGGGACUGUCCCUGGACCGCGCGGGUCGACCCUCACUCUCUUUGCUAUGACAUCACCAUCAUCCCUAAGUGCAGACCUGGACCACGGUGGUGUUCAGUUCAAGGCCAGGAUGGGGAUGCAAAAUUUGUCAAGACCAGAGCUGAUCUCUCUCUAAAGGGGGCAGAACCCCUCACCCUGCAGGCCAGGAUGUCUUGUGAGCAGAAAGCCGAAGGACACAGCAGUGGAUCUUGGCAGUUCGGUUUCAAUGGACAGAUCUUCCUCCUCUUUGACUCAGAGAUCAGAAUGUGGACAACGGUUCAUCCUGGAGCCAGAAAGAUGAAAGAAAAGUGGGAGAAUGGCAAGGAUGUGACCAUGUCCUUCCAUUACAUCUCAAUGGGAGACUGCACAAGAUGGCUUGGGGACUUCUUGAUGGGCAUGGACAGCACCCUGGAGCCAAGUGCAGGAGGUAACAGAAGAAAGAGAAAUGGGGCUCUCAAGUGGGUAUCCCUGGAGGAGGCUCAGAAGAAAGCAAUCUGGGGCAUUCCCAAGAGGAGGGGGUUUUGAGUUCCCGGGCACACUCAAUUCCUGUGGCAGAAGUUUAGGGCUUCAUUCCAGAGAAACCAGUUCGGGUACCAGCGAUUAAUGUGGAAAGUGAAGAGAAGAGAGUGUCCAGGACAAGGUUUAGAAAAGCCCAAACCCCUGGGACACAUGGGAUUCCUGGCCGGGCCCUGGGCUGAUGCCCCUGCCAUCCCACCUCCAUCACACUCCAGAUCCUGAGCCAGCUGAUGGCUCUGUCUGGAGCAGAGUGGACUCAGAGACCAGGGAUAUGGUGGCACAUGGGGGCGGGUGACCUGCUGCUGGAGUUUCAUGCUUACCUCUGAGCUCACCAGGAAUGGAUGGCACAGGCCAUGGACAGUCACAUUCAGAGUUAUGGGUGCCACUUCAAGGUGAUGUGGGAAGCUCUCUGAUGUGGAACAUCAAGGAAAUGGUAGGUACAGGCUUCAGGGCCAGGGCUGGGUGUGCAGGGAAAAACCUGCCCCUCAGUGACAGGGGCUGUGAGAUGGGGAGUAGUGACUAUGGAGGGGUUUCCCAGGACAAAUGACCCAGGAUUUCUUCAGCGACAUAAACCAACGCUGUGUCUUUUUGGAAGGGUGAACAUGUCCCCAAGAAGGCACCGUGAGCAUGGUCUCCUUCAAAGUCUUUAUUCUUGCUGUCAGCAUGUCCAUCAUAAUAUAAAGUUAGCAGUAAAAUAUUCCACUAAAGUGCAGUAUAUUUUCUCAUGUUGGUAUUGCAUUUCUGUUUCUUUGUCAGACUAGAACAUCUGAACUAGUAAAAGAUUAAGCAACCCAAAUGCUGGAUUAAAAAAAUGUUAAACCUUUCAAAUAUAUUAAUGAGGACUUAAAAGUAACACACAAUAAGAAGUAUCACAUGAAUCUAAAUCUCUCCACAUAGUUUCAAAAAUAUAGAGAUCAAAUAAUAGGGCAAAGAAAGCACCCUGAUCUAUAUUUUCAGUAAAAUGAGUAGAUAGGAAAUGCCUAAAUCCAUCAGAUCCUUGUCUGUAAAACAGAUAAUCGAAACAACUGGUGAAUCUUGGGUAGUGUCUGAGCAUGAGAUGGAUGUAAGGUAUGGAUGUGAAAUCUGUUUUGGUGAUUGUAUUGUGCUUAUUAGGAGAGUGCCGUGGUUUGUAGGAAGAACACUAAAGUAUGGAGCAUGAGGUGGCAUCAUUAAAGAUGAGGCAUCAGUGUGGCAGCUCGCUCUCAAGUAGUGCAGGCAGAGAAGUUCUCUGGAUUCUGCUUGCAAAUACUUUGCAAUUCUUGGUGGUUUCACAUUGGUUUUUUUGUUUGUUUUGUUUUGUUUUGUUUUACUAGUUGAAAGUGGGAACGUAAGAAAAACAUACUUUUAAGAAACUGAUGUAAAGAGAUGAAUACCUCAAUAAAUCCACUAUGGUUCCUUCUCCUCCAAAGCCAGGGCCUCCAGGUGUUUCCCUCUCACUCUCUGUUCUCUGCUUUGGGCAGCUUCUCCUGCCUUCUCCUUUCUGGAGGCAACUCCCAGGUCCUUCUAGAGCCGGAAGCACCUCAGUCAAAACAGGAGCUGGGAUCAUUCAGGUUCACAGGCCUUGAUCCUCACUUGAACACUGGAGCUGGCAGGAGGCGAAUCAGAGCAAAGACUCACCAACUAUUCUGAGAUUAGACCAGCUGUCUUAGCUGCGUAGGUAUGUGCAUGUGGUGUGCAUUGUGUGUGUGCAUGUGUGUCUGUGUCUGUGUGUGUAUGUGUGUUUCCAUGGAUUUUCUGCCUGACACUCAUGACUAUAAUAGAAAUUUCCCACACUUCCUCCCUGUCCCUUCUCACCUCCUGACAUCUCUUCCUCUCUGAUCCUCUAUGGUCAAACUCUCCUGGCCUAUUCCUGGUCCUAUCUUGCUGCCUCCAGGCUUUCUGUUGUGGUGCAUCCUCUGACAAGUAUUCCAUUUCCCACCAGCUCAGAGUCAGUCAUGAUUUAAAAGUUGGGCACAAAUGUUACCUCUCAUUAGGUUAGCCAUACCUUCCUGUAUUAGGAUUCUCUGGAGAAACAGAAGUAACUCUGUGUGUGUGUGUGUGUCUCUGUGUGUGUGUGUGUGUGUGUGUGUAGGCAGAGAGAGAGAUGGAAAGAUUUAUUAUUAGAAAUUGCCUCACACUAAUAUGUGGCUGGCAAGCCCACCAUCUGCAGUGUGGGCCACCCAGCUGGAGACCCAGGAGAGCUGAUGCGGCACGUGCAGUCUGCUGGAGGAUUUUUUUUUUUUUUUUUUU
Messenger RNA from Piliocolobus tephrosceles (Ugandan red Colobus), 3039 nucleotides. Its product is annotated as UL16-binding protein 2-like. Gene Ontology annotation, biological process: immune response; positive regulation of T cell mediated cytotoxicity; antigen processing and presentation of endogenous peptide antigen via MHC class Ib. Gene Ontology annotation, cellular component: external side of plasma membrane. The coding region runs from base 1 to 819 and encodes 272 amino acids. The record is from RefSeq and is a predicted model, not a curated record. Lineage: Eukaryota; Metazoa; Chordata; Mammalia; Primates; Cercopithecidae. The transcript has 4 exons.